UAGAUAGACAGGCAGAUAAAGAGAUAUUAGGUGUACAAUUAAUGGUAUGUGGGUGGACAGGGACUAAAGUGUGCAUGUGUUGGUGUGGGAGGGGAGAUAAAGUGUAACUCUUGUCAGCUUGGUGUCAGAGACUGUGACACUUCUCCCAGACAGAAUGGCUUUCUUCAAUCUCUUAGCUUCUAGAGCAUUACUUAGUCACCUUUUCCACCCUGCCCUUCCAGCUGGGCUCCUUUCUCUCUGUUUGCUUGUAAAUGCGAGCAUCAUCACCAAUCACACUCAAACACCCCUCACCAUCCUCAUCACAUCUUCAACAGAGCCUUCACCCGCUCAGCCUGAUGAUUAUCCUUCUGAUCCUCAGGGGGCGCUGUAUUUACAACAGCCUCCAAAGGCAAAAGCUGUGGAAGGGAAGGAUGUGGUGUUACCCUGUUUUUUAAAUAAAAGUGAUGUGGAUGAAGCACAUGCUGUGGAGAGGGUGAGGUGGUACAUGAAGAAUGUGGAGGGACGGAGGACUGUGCUGAAUGGAAAUAAGACAGUGGGGGACGGGUUUGCCGGCCGUGUGUUUCUGUCUGGUGAUCUGUCAAUGGGAGAUCUUUCCCUGACAUUGAGGAACAUUUCGGUGGAUGAUCGAGGCCUGUAUCUCUGUGCGUUCAUUUCAGGACACUCGACUGUUGUUCAGGGAACCGGGACCAAACUCAGCAUCCGUAAAGAGAUGGGUUGGAUGGAAGAGUCUGUUGGCAUUAUAAUUGGCAUUACUGUGGCAGUAGUUGGCGUGGCAGCAGGACUGGUUGCUGUGAUACUGACUCAGUUCAAGAACAAACUUAACUGCCUGCAGAAAUGAUGCAGGAGCGAAUAGCAUAGAGUACAGUGGUUUCAGCAAAGGCCAAAGGUAAAAGAAAACAAACAGUACACUGCCAAGACCUGACCAGAGCGCAGAGAAUGACCGCAGUGAACGGGGAGACCUUUCACUCAGCCCAGAUUGUGAAUGAUGAUAUAUAUACAAUUACAUACACAGACAGAUCAAGUGACCCCCUCAACAUGUACACCCUUAAAAAUAAAGGUUCUGAAGGGAGUUUCUGCACUAGGGCCA
Messenger RNA from Danio rerio (zebrafish), 1087 nucleotides. NCBI's taxonomy places the organism in Eukaryota, Metazoa, Chordata, Actinopteri, Cypriniformes, Danionidae. The record is from RefSeq and is a predicted model, not a curated record.